AUGUUGUGGCCCAAGUUAGUUUGUUUCGCAUUGGUCGCUUUGGCCUUUGGCCAGCUUUAUCAGGUGGCCAGCGAGGAAUCCAUCGCCGUUUGUCCCACCAACUUCACCCAGCUGGCCGACAAAUGCUACCUGCUGGACGAUAGUUGGAAGAACUUUUACGAGUCGGAUCGUCACUGUCGAUCCCUCAACGCCGGACUCCUGAGCAUUAAGAACGCUAUUGAGCUUAAGGCCCUCAACGAUUGGCUGCCAGUUGUUGCACCCUACCAGCCGGAGUACUGGACAUCCGGCAACAAGCUGGGUCAGACAGGGAACGAUUACUACUGGCAGAGCACCGGGGAGCAGGCCCUCUUCCUUCCCUGGGCUACCGGACAGCCCACUCCCGCCAGCGGAGAUUGCCUGUCUUUCCUGGCCUCCGUCUCCAUGACUCCUGAGGGAACCACUUUGAGUGCCCAUCGCCUGUCCGUGAGGAACUGCACCAAAUGGGCAGCCCACAUCUGCGAGGCUCCACUGCAAUACUUCAAGACCCAGCUAUGCCUCAAUACUACUGCUUUCUUCGAGGCAAAGGUACCAGUCUAA
Drosophila takahashii is the source of this 576-nucleotide messenger RNA. Its product is annotated as C-type lectin 37Da-like. Lineage: Eukaryota; Metazoa; Arthropoda; Insecta; Diptera; Drosophilidae. The record is from RefSeq and is a predicted model, not a curated record.